AUGACCAGAAAGAAAGUCACCCUCACCUACAUCGCCAACGACGGGGCGAGGAAAGCCGCUUUCAAGAAGAGGAAGAAGGGCUUGAUGAAGAAGGUGAGCGAGCUGAGCACGCUGUGCGGGAUCGAGGCCUGCGCCAUCAUCUACAGCCGGUAUCAGGCCGAGCCGGAGGUGUGGCCAUCCACGCUGGGGACACGCCGAGCCAUUGCCAGGUUCAAGAACAUGUCGGAGAUGGACCAGGCUAAGCGGAUGGUGAACCAGCAAGGGUUCAUCCGGCAGAGGAUCGUGAAGGCCGAGGAGCAGCUGAAGAAGCAGCUGCGCGAGAACCGCGAGAUGGAGAUCUGCCAGGUGAUGUACCGGGCCCUCGUCGGCCAGCCGCUCCAGGGCCUGACCAUCUUGGACUUGAACGACUUGGGGUGGAUGCUGGAGAAGACCGGAAAGGAGAUCGAGGAGAGGAUCAAGAAGCUGAAGAACACAGCACUGGGCUCGGAGCAGGCGGUAUCGGCAGAGCCGACGGCAGAUAAGGGUUCGGAAGGGGACAACAGCGAGGCUGCUCCAAAGAACAACUCCGCUCUGGAUGAUGUCGUGGCCGCGGAGGCCAUGCAGAACCGGCCUUGGUACAUGGAGUUUUUGAAGCCGUGCAAAGAGGGCAAUACAGCGAAUCUCGGCCAGAACGAGCCGCUGCCGUCGUACCCGUGCGGCAACCUUACCCCUCCAUGGUCGAACUUCUAUUUCCCAUGA
Rhodamnia argentea is the source of this 738-nucleotide messenger RNA. RefSeq names its product agamous-like MADS-box protein AGL80. The record is from RefSeq and is a predicted model, not a curated record. Gene Ontology annotation, molecular function: protein dimerization activity; RNA polymerase II cis-regulatory region sequence-specific DNA binding; DNA-binding transcription factor activity, RNA polymerase II-specific. The transcript has a single exon. Gene Ontology annotation, biological process: regulation of transcription by RNA polymerase II. NCBI's taxonomy places the organism in Eukaryota, Viridiplantae, Streptophyta, Magnoliopsida, Myrtales, Myrtaceae. Bases 1 to 738 code for a protein of 245 amino acids.